UUAGUUACAGAAUUCUAAAAAAAAUGUCUGGGACUAAAGGUGGUAGCAGCCAAAAACAUGGGCAGUCCAAAGAUCAUGAAGUAGGUACCAAAUUGGCACAAUCUCAGGAUGCUACACAAGCUCACUCUAAAGAACCCAGUCACCAACAAGAUCAUGGGGGUCAAGAUCAUGCAAGCAAAGAGAGCAAAGGCCAUGAAGAUAAAGGUCAUGGUGGAAAAGGCUCUGAAGAAGGUGGCCAUGGAAAAGGUCAAGAAAACAGUGGUCAUGAAGGAAAAGGCAAUGAAAGUAAAGGCCACGAGAAAAAAGGCUCUGGAGAAUCAGGUUUAGGGGGACAAGACCAUGGAAGUAAAGGCCACGCAGAAAAAGGCGAUGACAAUAAAGGUCAUGGGGGCAAAUGAUCCAGAGGUUCAAAUGAUGGAGUUUAGACGUGGAAACACAAGAGCUACCCGACAAGUGAAGAUUCCAAAAAUAAGCACCUGGCCCUUUUCUUUAACCUUUAAGCCCUGUGCGUAGGAACCAGACAAUAAAUCAUUACUUCCAA
Pelobates fuscus (common spadefoot toad) is the source of this 541-nucleotide messenger RNA. RefSeq lists its product as uncharacterized. The record is from RefSeq and is a predicted model, not a curated record. The transcript is spliced from 3 exons. The coding region runs from base 24 to 398 and encodes 124 amino acids. Lineage: Eukaryota; Metazoa; Chordata; Amphibia; Anura; Pelobatidae.